AUGGCGCCAGACAAGGAGGCAGAAAGCGCGUCUUUUGAAGCGAUUAUUCAUAAUGCCCGUCUCCGUCGCCAAAAGCAAGCCUUGACAGAUGAAUUUUUCGGCAAAGCAAGAAAAUCAGGCGGUCCAGGAUCCAAUGCGUCCAGCCGAAAGGGAUCUCCAGUUGCCGGAAGCCUCGCAAGUAGAGUUGAAAAGACAGUAAAUAUCCUGACCAGUCUUAAGCAGCGCGUGUCGUCAGGAGGCGUAAAGAAGCAACAGGCAAAGCCUGCGAAUAUACGACACACUCGAGAGAGCCGCCUGCUAUCAGGCUUCCUUGCCGACAACACCAAUCGUGUCCAGACACAGGAGCCUGGGUUGAAUAUCAAGGGCCGUGCCUCUGGCCCUUGUGUUGUCAUUGGCAGCAAUUUUGCGCCCGGUACGACGGCAGAAGAUAUUGAGUCUGCAUUCAGCCCGGUUGGAGGGGACGUCUUACAAUGCAGAAUCACAAAAUCGUAUCCCUCCGUAACUGCAGAGAUGGUGUUUGCUGAGAGACAGGGGGCUGAUAAUGUCGUGGCCGCCUUCAAUUCACAAAAGGCGGAUGGAAGGGUGAUUCAAGUUCGAAUUGACACAGCUGACGCAUCUACGAUCCUAGCUCGGUCAAAUGUAGCUUCUACUGGCAGGGCCAAGUCGGCGUUUGACAACAGCCGUGAGCUCGCAGACAAAGAGCGCCGUGAAAAUCGCCGCCCAGCUGAUUUCCAAGAUGGCCGCUUUGGGUUUGAGGAUCCAGCACAACAGUCGCGACAUCAACAAUCGGAUUUAUAUGAUCAGGAUAGUAGAAACAACAACAGAAACCAAAGCUGGCGAGGCAACAGACGACGAAAUCAACAGCAGCAUAAUGCAGAAAAGCCUGAUCUUUAUAGUGAUGCCAUGAUGGUUGAUUCACAGCCAUCCCACCGACAGACCAACAACCGAAGACGCCAAUAG
Molecule: messenger RNA, 960 nt
Organism: Microsporum canis CBS 113480
Lineage: Eukaryota; Fungi; Ascomycota; Eurotiomycetes; Onygenales; Arthrodermataceae
Exons: 4
Coding region: 1-960 (319 amino acids)
Molecular function (GO): nucleic acid binding
Source: RefSeq, a predicted model, not a curated record